AUGGGCAAGCACGCUCCUGAUAAAGAAUUCCAGAGCCAGGCUCAAACUUCGGUUGUCCUUCCUCCAGCCGGAAAUGACGGCAGGACGCGAACCCCCCAGAUCGCUUCUCCACCGAAGGAAGCAAGACCAGACCAGCCCUCCACAACCCCGGUGAGUAUAGGUCAGACCAGAAGUGCAUCAUUGGACCAUUAUUGGAUCCUGAAUGGCGAAAGGAGGAGAAGCAAGCCAACCGUCCGCGAGGGUCAUGUCGACCCCGGAAGUGUGUUUGACUCGGAAUGGUGUGCGAGUCUGGAGCUGCAAGGCAGGCCAGCGAAGGCGCUGAGGCAGAAAAACGGGCGAAUGGCCGAACGGUUUUUCCUGGGGAGCCAAUCAUGGGACGUGAUUUGGGAGUGCAAAGAAUGCAAAGCCGGCUGUUCGCCCGCCUUCAUUUGCCGGUCUCCAACAUUGUUUGUUCACGCCGCCUUUUCUCCACUGUUUCCGUCUUCGCUUCUCUCGCCCUCCUCGCGCGGCAAACGCCUGCCCGUCCCAUUGCCGAAUGCCCUUCCAUAA
This is a messenger RNA of Aspergillus vadensis CBS 113365, 549 nucleotides long. RefSeq lists its product as uncharacterized. The record is from RefSeq and is a predicted model, not a curated record. The transcript is spliced from 2 exons. NCBI's taxonomy places the organism in Eukaryota, Fungi, Ascomycota, Eurotiomycetes, Eurotiales, Aspergillaceae. The coding region runs from base 1 to 549 and encodes 182 amino acids.